AUGUCGCCCAUCAAUCUCAAGGUUGAGGUCGACAACGCGCCCGAUUUUGCCGACGACGUAGUCAUCAUUCUCAAUUCAGUCCUUGCCGCACAGUCAACACCCGUCGAAGCCGCUAAGGCCUUGGACGCUCUUUGCACCGAAGAAUCGGACCCGGCCACUUUCCUUGCACUUUUCUGGGAGUUAUUUCAUCCGCUCGCUCGCCAAAUUCCCUAUGAUAGCCAAGGCCAGGACCUUUUAGCAGCGGUUGUUCAGGCCCUCGACGAGUUAGCUCCCAGGACAGUGACAUUCAAAGCGGGAUGGGGCGAAACUGCUGAUCACGCUGGCCCUCUCUGGAAGAAUCUGAGGGAGACUGUGGCUGCGCAUUUUUACGAUACCUUUGGUGACUCUGAUUUACCUGCUUCGGGCGAAGAAUUCCGAAAGCAGCGGAAACUCAAUCUCAACGCCUUUGCAGCAAGAGUUACAUCACUACUCAAUCUUUCCACCGAGAUGUACUUCCUCUGGGCGAUGGUCGACGGACUAGAAGGCACCAUGACGUUUGUCUGGGGUGCACUAGAUGUGAUAAACGAGGACCCUGCCGCACUCGACGAGUAUGAUAUCAAGGCUGCUGCGGCUUGGAUGGUUCACGCAGCUCAUGUCUUCUACGGACGAGAUGAGGAGGUGCGUGGUGGGGGAGGCGGCCCGUUGUGGAUGCUUCCCAAGAAAGAAGGAUUGAGACUACGGCGCAAAUACAAGGGAACAGAUGGGCUUUGUCCUCUCAGGUGGCAAUUAUGGAAGGAAAGGCUCGCUGUGUUCCGAGAUACCGAGGCUUUGGAUGCACGCCUUCAAAAAGAAGCCGGAGAUGCAUAUGCUGCCAUGGAAGCCGCUGAGACAUUGACGAAGCGCCAAGGCAUGGGAACGGGUGAGGAGGAGAACGAGGGCUUGUGA
Messenger RNA from Fusarium vanettenii 77-13-4, 924 nucleotides. RefSeq lists its product as uncharacterized. The transcript has 2 exons. The record is from RefSeq and is a predicted model, not a curated record. The coding region runs from base 1 to 924 and encodes 307 amino acids. Lineage: Eukaryota; Fungi; Ascomycota; Sordariomycetes; Hypocreales; Nectriaceae.